CGGUAAACCGGAUAUUCUAGGUUAGACAAGGUCGUUGGCGAAAAUGCCGUAUACCAACGAGGAAUAUCUACCUAGUUAUCAGGAAUUAACUGUUCCUGAAAUACAGCUAACAUCAGCUGUAUUAAGAGCAGGAGCACACCACUUUGGCAAAUACUGCGAUAAUGUUUGCAAGGAGUUUAUGCUGUGCCAUUCAGAAGAAGGAGAUCCCAGAAAAUGCCUAAAUGAAGGGAAAGAAGUUACCAAAUGUGGAUUUGAUUUUUUCGGCAAGGUGAAGAAGAACUGCUAUGAGGAGUUUACCAAGUACUGGCAGUGUAUCGACCAUUCAGGCCAUGAUAUGAACUUGAAAAAUUGCAGACGCACACAGGCCCUAUUUGACAACUGUGUUAAAGAAAGUCUGGGACAAGAACGUCCUCCUCUAGGAUAUUUUGCAAAGGUUCGAACCCAUGACACCAACCGACUUAAACCUAAGCCCCACAAACACAUCCUGCCAGACAGCCCGCCAGAGAUCCCCCCACUGCCUGCUGAGCCCGACCCACGCGCCAGGAAUGUACCAGGGAUGUUAUAGCAUCCUAAUCUCAGGGUGGUCCUCCUGUACAUAGUGCUGCAGUGACUGUCUAGACACGAUGGUAGUGUGCUGCCAAGGGAAACCUAAAUCUGGAUAAAAUUAUAUUUAACUAUAGAAGGUUCAUGUUACCAUGGUUUCCAUUUAAAUUAAUUGUUUUAUGGGAAGACACUACUAAGCUGAUGGUCUGACUCUGCUGAGGCAAAUUUUCAGUGUUAUGAAUUAGGUAAUAAAGAGUGUGAAAGAGAA
Messenger RNA from Haliotis rufescens (red abalone), 811 nucleotides. RefSeq names its product NADH dehydrogenase [ubiquinone] 1 alpha subcomplex subunit 8-like. Gene Ontology annotation, biological process: mitochondrial electron transport, NADH to ubiquinone. The record is from RefSeq and is a predicted model, not a curated record. Lineage: Eukaryota; Metazoa; Mollusca; Gastropoda; Lepetellida; Haliotidae. The transcript is spliced from 3 exons. Bases 44 to 565 code for a protein of 173 amino acids.